Messenger RNA from Galeopterus variegatus (Sunda flying lemur), 943 nucleotides. RefSeq names its product olfactory receptor 5D18-like. Gene Ontology annotation, cellular component: membrane. Gene Ontology annotation, molecular function: olfactory receptor activity; G protein-coupled receptor activity; odorant binding. Gene Ontology annotation, biological process: G protein-coupled receptor signaling pathway; sensory perception of smell. The transcript has a single exon. NCBI's taxonomy places the organism in Eukaryota, Metazoa, Chordata, Mammalia, Dermoptera, Cynocephalidae. The record is from RefSeq and is a predicted model, not a curated record. The annotation marks the transcript as partial.
GACCCAAGAAAAUCAGACUUCUGGAUACACCUUCAUCCUCUUGGGCUUCUCAGAAUAUCCAGAAUUCCAGGUAACCCUCUUCCUGGUUUUCCUGGCCAUCUAUAUAGUCACUGUGCUGGGGAACUUGGGCAUGAUUGCAAUCAUCAAGAUCAAUCCCAAACUCCACACCCCCAUGUACUUUUUCCUUAGCCACUUGUCCUUUGUUGAUUUCUGUUACUCUACAGUAGUUACACCCAAACUGUUGGAGAACUUGGUUGUGGCAGACAGGACCAUCUCCUUCACAGGAUGCAUCAUGCAUGUCUUCUUUGCGUGCAUAUUUGUGGUGACAGAAACUUUCAUGUUGGCGGUGAUGGCCUAUGACCGAUUUGUGGCAGUUUGCAACCCCCUGCUCUACACAGUUGUCAUGUCUCAGAAGCUUUGUUCCAUGUUAGUGGCUGCAUCGUACUGUUGGGGGAUAGUCUGUUCCCUGACACUUACCUACUUUCUACUGGAAUUGUCCUUCAGAGGAAAUAACAUCAUAAAUAACUUUGUGUGUGAGCAUGCUGCCAUUGUUGCUGUAUCCUGCUCUGACUCCUACGUUAGCCAGAAGAUCAUUUUAGUCUCUGCCACAUUCAAUGAAAUAAGCAGCCUGAUGAUCGUUCUUACUUCCUAUGUUUUCAUUUUUAUCACUGUCAUGAAGAUGCAUUCAACUGGGGGGCGCCAGAAAGCCUUCUCCACAUGUGCGUCCCAUCUAACCGCCAUUACUAUCUUCCAUGGUACAAUUCUUUUUCUCUAUUGUGUUCCUAACUCCAAAAGUUCCUGGCUCUUGGUCAAGGUGGCCUCUGUCUUUUAUACAGUGAUCAUCCCCAUGUUGAAUCCCCUUAUCUAUAGCCUCAGGAACAAGGAAGUGAAGGAAACGGUCAAAAAGUUAGUCAAUUACAAAUUAUUUUGUUGCAUAUUAUAA